Molecule: messenger RNA, 603 nt
Organism: Mucor mucedo
Lineage: Eukaryota; Fungi; Mucoromycota; Mucoromycetes; Mucorales; Mucoraceae
Product: ubiquinol-cytochrome C reductase hinge protein-domain-containing protein
Exons: 4
Coding region: 213-524 (103 amino acids)
Biological process (GO): mitochondrial electron transport, ubiquinol to cytochrome c
Source: RefSeq, a predicted model, not a curated record
ACAAAAAAAAAAGUUAAUAAUAAAAACCGCUCAAAAAUUCGGGUAUAUAAGUAAAUUAAUGAAAUGGAUUGCGUCACAAAUAACGGUUUUUCGGCCCUCCCCCUCCCAGGUCGAAAAAAAAAAAUUAUUAACGUCCAGACCUUGUUUUUUUUUUCAACAUUGUUGUAACCCCCACUCUUUUUUUGAUUCAUUAAAUACACCUUUAGUACAAAAUGGGACUUUCCGAUAUCUUUUCUAGCUUCAUGCCUACCGUCUAUGCUGAUGAGGAGCCCGUUGAAGAAGUUGUUGAAGAAGUCGAGGAAGUUGUAGAGGAAGAGGAGGAAGAGGAAGAGGAGCCCGAGGAUCCCAAGGAAGCUAUCUGGGAAGCCUGUACUCAAGAAUGCUCUGCUUUGAAGCAUCACCUCGACGAAUGUAACGAACGUGUCGAAAACGGUUCCAGUGAAAACUGUAUUGAGGAAUUUUUCCACUUUAUGCACUGUGCUGAUGAAUGUGCUGCUCCCAAGAUUAUGGCUGCUACCGUUUAAAAAUAAAUAGACCAUUUAUUCCACAUAUAUAUUAAAAAAAACAUGUACUUUUCUUAUAAACUACACCUCUACAUAUUGC